Castor canadensis (American beaver) is the source of this 1133-nucleotide messenger RNA. RefSeq names its product receptor for activated C kinase 1 (gene Rack1). Gene Ontology annotation, molecular function: ribosome binding; translation regulator activity; protein binding. The record is from RefSeq and is a predicted model, not a curated record. Lineage: Eukaryota; Metazoa; Chordata; Mammalia; Rodentia; Castoridae.
CCGGUUCCGGCGGGGCUUGGCUCGGUCUUUUUCUGUGCAGGGCCGCGACUGGAGCGGCCGCGGAGCUCGUGUGUCUGAACUAUCCGGUGCCAUCCUCGUCGCUGCGGCGACACCCGCACCAACCGUCGUCAUGACUGAGCAGAUGACACUUCGUGGCACCCUCAAGGGCCACAACGGCUGGGUAACCCAAAUCGCUACCACCCCGCAGUUCCCGGACAUGAUAUUGUCCGCCUCUCGAGACAAGACCAUCAUCAUGUGGAAGCUCACCAGGGAUGAGACCAACUAUGGCAUUCCACAGCGUGCUCUGCGGGGUCACUCCCACUUCGUUAGUGAUGUUGUCAUCUCCUCUGAUGGCCAGUUUGCCCUCUCAGGUUCCUGGGAUGGAACCCUGCGCCUCUGGGAUCUCACAACGGGCACUACCACGAGACGAUUUGUAGGCCAUACCAAGGAUGUGCUGAGUGUGGCCUUCUCCUCUGACAACCGCCAGAUUGUCUCUGGAUCCCGAGACAAAACCAUAAAGUUGUGGAAUACUCUGGGUGUAUGUAAAUACACUGUCCAGGAUGAGAGUCACUCAGAGUGGGUAUCCUGUGUUAGGUUUUCACCCAACAGCAGCAACCCUAUCAUUGUCUCCUGUGGCUGGGAUAAGCUGGUGAAGGUGUGGAAUUUGGCUAACUGUAAGCUGAAGACUAACCACAUUGGCCAUACAGGCUAUCUGAACACUGUGACUGUCUCUCCAGAUGGAUCCCUCUGUGCUUCUGGAGGCAAGGAUGGCCAGGCCAUGUUGUGGGAUCUCAAUGAAGGCAAGCACCUUUAUACGUUAGAUGGUGGGGACAUCAUCAAUGCUCUCUGUUUUAGCCCCAACCGCUACUGGCUCUGUGCUGCCACAGGCCCCAGCAUCAAGAUCUGGGACUUGGAGGGCAAGAUCAUUGUUGAUGAACUGAAGCAAGAAGUUAUCAGUACCAGCAGCAAGGCAGAGCCACCCCAAUGUACCUCUCUGGCCUGGUCUGCUGAUGGCCAGACGCUGUUUGCUGGCUACACAGACAACCUGGUGCGAGUGUGGCAAGUGACCAUUGGCACCCGCUAGAAAUUUAUGGCAGAGCUUUAGAAAUAAAAAAAAACUUGGCUUUCUAAAA